AUGUCCCGCCAUAGGGUCAAGUCUCUCGAUUACGACGACGAUGAUUUCGAAGAUGAAUACGAUGAGGUGGAUCCUGAAGAACAAGAGCAGCUCGAGGCAUAUACAAAUGAGGUUAUGAGUGCGCUUCAAACAGGGCAACCGCCGGUGACUGCAUCGCGACAAGAGGCUCAAGAAGCUCUGUGGCAUUACUACAACGAUGUAGACAAAUCAGUGAACUACAUACGCAGUAAAAAGCUUAAGGACAUCAAGAAAAGGGAAACGACAGCCUCCACAAAGUCGACGACUGGAGCAGUAUAUCCCGUGGAUACUUUCAUACCUCGAUGUUCUUCACAUUUUUCAGCUGCAGACUUCUUCCGUGAUGCUCCAUGGUUGAACAUUCCCCAUGACCGAAAGGCAGAUAUAAUCGUGGAGCCCUUGUACCCGCGAUUGGGUUUACUUGGAGGCGCGGCGGAAGGCAAGAUGUCCAAGUUAGCUGCUCUCGCAGCAGCGCGGAAGAAGAAGGACAGCGAAAAAUUGAAUACUAUCCAACAAUCAAUAAACACGGAAGAGUGUGAAAAAAAACCUACGCAACGCUCGUUGUCUGAAAGAUUAUCCUCCAGAGUAUCUGAAAAGACGGGAGGUGGACUUUCGGCUCUUAAUAAGGGCAGUCGCCUUGGAGGCCGUCUUUCAAAGCCAGGAACCCCUUCUGUUGCCCAAGAACGUGGCAAAGUUCCUGUCGCUGAGCAACCCCUGAAUGAGGAGAAACUUGUAUCAGAAAUAAAUAAACGGGAGCUUGAAGAGAACGUCAAUAUACGAGCGCCUCCUUCGACUUUCGCAGUUGCAAUCGUUGGGGAUGAAAACUAUCUAUCCACACCUGAGCCUCGCCACCUACCCGGCAGCAGUUUUGACGUUAUGCAAGUUUAUGGACAGAGUUUGACUGAAGCCUUUGACUUUGCAGGACCCAGUCCCGACGAUGUUGUGAUUAAUGCGCAGGGUGCAUCCAAAGGCCUCAAGUCAACGCAGGCUGCAUCAUCAAAAGGCCCCAGAGAUAAGAAAAACCAAGGCGAUUUGUCCGGUAACUUGAAAGCCUUGAGUGUGGAAGAACCAGUGAGGGUCAAAAGUAAAAACCUCGACGUCUUAGCAGAAUACGAAAAGUCACGGCAGAAGAAGGCCGCAAAUUUUGUGGUAAUUGGCCAUGUAGAUGCUGGUAAGAGCACGCUGAUGGGGCGCUUACUUGCUGAUUUAAAUGCCAUCGACAAGAGAACGAUGGAAAAAUAUCGCCGAGAGGCUGAGAAGAUUGGCAAAGGAUCCUUUGCCUUCGCAUGGGUGCUAGAUCAAGGUUCAGAAGAACGUGCACGAGGUGUGACCAUAGACAUUGCAACAAACCAGUUUGAAACCGACAACACUCGAUUUACAAUUGUUGAUGCGCCGGGCCACCGCGAUUUUAUACCCAAUAUGAUAGCUGGUGCAAGUCAGGCGGAUUUUGCUGUGCUUGUAAUUGACGCCGGUACCGGCAAUUUCGAGUCAGGCCUUAAAGGACAGACCAAGGAGCAUGCCCUUCUAGUACGGAGUAUGGGUGUUCAAAAGGUGGUGGUUGCUGUCAACAAAAUGGACACAGUCUCCUGGUCGAAAGACCGGUUUGAUGAGAUCGAACAACAAGUCUCAUCUUUCUUGACAACGGCAGGGUUCCAGGCUAAAAACUUGUCAUUCAUCCCCUGCUCUGGAUACCAUGGUGAUAAUAUUACUAGACGCAGCGAAAACCCUAAUGCAGCCUGGUACACUGGGUCUCUUCUAAUAGAAGAACUCGAAACAUCAGAGCCUUUCUCUCACGCCCUCGACAGACCACUGCGUAUGACAAUCGGUGACGUGUUCCGAGGGGGUGUUCAAAACCCCCUCUCAAUAUCUGGACGUAUCGAUGCGGGCAGUUUACAGGUGGGCGAUUCCCUGUUGGUCAUGCCUAGCGGGGAGUCAGCUUUGAUCAAGGGCUUGGAAAGGGACGGAGAACCUGGUGAUUGGGCAGUAGCAGGCCAAAAUGUCAUACUUCACCUUGCGAAUAUCGACCCGAUCCACCUGCGAUCAGGCGAUAUUGUGUGCAGCCCCGUCUCGCCGAUUCAAAACGUACAAAGCUUUACUACCAAGGUGCUGGCGUUUGAUCACUUGAUGCCAAUGCAGAUCGAUGUACACCGUGGCCGGCUACAUGUCUCGGGUCGUAUCAGCCGUCUAGUCGCCACGUUGGACAAGGGCUCAGGGGUUGCCAUCAAAAAGAAACCGAAAAUUGUUUCUCCCGGCACCAUUGCAAGGAUUGUGGUAGAGAUAGAUCAACCCGCGCCCCUGGAAGCACCAUCCAGAGUUGUUCUUCGUGCAGCUGGAGAAACGGUAGCGGCUGGAUUGUUAGAGUAG
Talaromyces proteolyticus is the source of this 2379-nucleotide messenger RNA. RefSeq names its product putative translation elongation factor EF-1 subunit. Lineage: Eukaryota; Fungi; Ascomycota; Eurotiomycetes; Eurotiales; Trichocomaceae. Gene Ontology annotation, molecular function: GTPase activity; GTP binding. The transcript has 5 exons. The coding region runs from base 1 to 2379 and encodes 792 amino acids. Gene Ontology annotation, biological process: translation. The record is from RefSeq and is a predicted model, not a curated record.